Molecule: messenger RNA, 1030 nt
Organism: Oryza brachyantha (malo sina)
Lineage: Eukaryota; Viridiplantae; Streptophyta; Magnoliopsida; Poales; Poaceae
Product: protein HHL1, chloroplastic
Exons: 7
Coding region: 81-875 (264 amino acids)
Molecular function (GO): protein binding
Source: RefSeq, a predicted model, not a curated record
CUUCUCCCAGUCCUCGUCGUCGACGGCCACACCCGCACCACGUACACGGCAGCGCGAAACCGGAGGAGGAGGAGGCGCCAAUGGAGAUGGUGGGCGGCGUGUCGUCGCUGAGCGCAUCUUCGCCGGCGCCGGCGCGGCUGCGGCAGCUGUGGCACGGCGUCGGCGAGGCGGGAGGGGGAGGGUUCAUGCUCGUGAGGGCGGCGCCGAGGCGGCUGCAGGCGGCCGUGGGGCAGAGGCGCGCCGCGCUGGUGGUGGAGGCGCGGGGGAGGGGGUGGUCGGACCGGCGGUCGCAGCAGCAGCGCAUGCCGUCGCUCCCCAAGAUCGAGGACGACGGCAACCCGCGCUUCGUCAUCUUCAUCCGCACCGCCAAUGUGUACUUCUGGUACCCGCUCAACGUCGUCACCGGCGGCACGACGGCGAAGAUUAUGCUGGCGGCGAAGGACAACUUCCUCGGCAAGUACAUAUACAAGGACACGCUUGCCAGAAACCUUGCCGCUGUCAUCUACAAAGAUGAGGAUGAGAUAAUAGAUACUGCAAAAGAGCAGUACCGGGUGCUGAAGACCGAGAAUGAGUUUCGAUAUGGCUACAAAGUUGUGGAGAAUGCGAACCUGAGGUCUGCGCUGACAACAAGUAAUGUGAUCGAACUCCCAAAGAAAGAAGAGCUCAAAACUGUGGUCGACAAGGUGAAGGACUUCUUCGGCGAUGUAACAUCUGGCGCCAAAGAGUCCUUUGGGCAGAUUACAGGAACUGUCAGCAAAGAGGCAGAAGCACCAGUGGAGGAAGAGAAGCCCUGGGUGAAGAGGCGAAACGAGAGGAAGCGAAAGCAGAAGGAGAAGCAGCAGCAGAACCAGGGAUCAAGACAGAGAGCUGAUUGAAUCGUGCAGGCAGUAUACCAGAGAUCGUCAAGUGAACAGCCGGCUCUAGAGCCUCCCGGGACAUUAGAAAUUGGUAUUUUACGGACUUAUGGAACGGCGAAGAUUACUGUUGUAUAUUAUUCUCAUUUCCUUGACGAGUUACAGUGGCUGUCUGA